Molecule: messenger RNA, 9607 nt
Organism: Notolabrus celidotus (New Zealand spotty)
Lineage: Eukaryota; Metazoa; Chordata; Actinopteri; Labriformes; Labridae
Gene: itpr2
Product: inositol 1,4,5-trisphosphate receptor, type 2
Exons: 57
Coding region: 293-8392 (2699 amino acids)
Biological process (GO): calcium ion transmembrane transport
Cellular component (GO): endoplasmic reticulum; membrane
Molecular function (GO): inositol 1,4,5-trisphosphate-gated calcium channel activity; inositol 1,4,5 trisphosphate binding
Source: RefSeq, a predicted model, not a curated record
CUCCCCCUGAAGGGGAUGUGAAGAAGAGCACCCUCCGGUCUGUCUGACAUACAGGAAGAAGUUGAAUAAGUCUCAAAACACUGCGCUUUCUUCAAAAAUCGUCUCCAGUUUUUGUACUUUUUCGCUUGCAUUACCCUGCAUCGACUUUUUGAAAUGUAGAUCUAGCAGAAUGAAUCUGAGGACUGCUGUUAAACUGGACCCGCUGUGUUAACGCGUGGAUUUCUUCACGAGCAGGGGAGUAUCUGUCGUUCAUAAAUGGAAAACCAGGACUGACCUACAAACAGGGUGAAACAUGUCCGAGCACCGAUCUAGUUUUCUUCACAUUGGAGACAUCGUGUCUCUGUACGCGGAAGGCUCGGUGAAUGGCUUCAUCAGUACUUUGGGGCUGGUGGAUGACCGGUGUGUGGUCCAGCCUGAUGCAGGAGACCUGGCUAACCCUCCUAAAAAGUUCAGAGACUGCCUCUUCAAGGUGUGUCCCAUGAACAGAUAUUCAGCCCAGAAGCAGUUCUGGAAGGCAAAACAAGGAAAACAGGGAAACAACAACACGCAGGGAGACCUGUUUAAGAAGUUACAGCAUGCAGCCGAGCUGGAGCAGAAGCAGAACGAGUCAGAGAACAAGAAGCUCCUUGGAGAAGUUGUCAAAUACAGUAAUGUCAUCCAGCUCCUGCAUAUUAAGAGCAAUAAGUACCUGACGGUCAACAAGCGUCUCCCUGCUCUGCUGGAGAAGAACGCCAUGCGAGUUUCUUUGGACCCAGCUGGGAACGAGGGCUCCUGGUUCUAUAUCCAGCCCUUCUGGAAGCUCCGCAGUGAGGGAGAUAAUGUGGUGGUUGGAGACAAGGUGGUGCUGAUGCCAGUGAACGCAGGGCAGCCUCUUCAUGCCAGUAACAUUGAGCUGCUGGACAACCUUGGCUGUAAAGAGGUUAAUGCUGUGAACUGCAACACCAGCUGGAAGGUCACCUUGUUCAUGAAAUUUAGUGACUACAGGGAAGAUGUGCUGAAGGGGGGAGACGUGGUGAGGCUGUUUCACGCAGAGCAGGAGAAGUUUCUGACCUGUGACGAGUACAAAAAGCAGCAGCACGUCUUUCUCAGGACCACGCUGAGGCAGUCUGCCACCUCGGCUACCAGCUCCAAGGCCCUGUGGGAGAUCGAGGUUGUGCACUAUGACCCCUGUAGAGGUGGAGCUGGCCAGUGGAACAGCCUCUUCAGAUUCAAGCACUUGGCGACAGGAAAUUACCUCGCUGCUGAGGUGAACCCUGAAUUCAAAGACAACAGUGUGGAGCCGAAAGGAGAGAAUGAGUCAGAUAUUGUGUUCACCAAGAAGAAGCAUCAAGCGGCAGAGAAGAUUGCUUUCACUCUGGUCUCUGUUCCCCAUGGGAGUGACAUUGCAUCUCUGUUUGAGCUCGAUGCCACCACUCUGCAGCGGGCUGACUGCCUGGUGCCCAGGAACUCCUACGUAAGACUGAGACACCUGUGCACCAACACCUGGGUGACAAGCACCAACGUCCCCAUUGAUGCAGAGGAGGAGCGUCCAGUUAUGCUCAAGAUUGGCACCUGUCCCACUAAAGAGGAUAAGGAGGCUUUUGCCAUCGUGUCAGUCCCUCUGUCGGAGGUCAGAGACUUGGACUUCGCAAACGAUGCUAGCAAGGUCCUGGAGUCAACUGUGAGGAAGCUGCAGUACGGCAACAUCGCUCAGAAUGAGAGGAGGUUUGUGACUAAGCUCCUGGAGGACCUGGUUUUCUUUGUUUGUGUGGUACCAAACAAUGGCCAGGAUGUGCUGUCUGUGGUCACCUCGACACCCAACAGAGAAAGGCAGAAACUUAUGAGGGAACAGAACAUCCUUGCACAGAUCUUUGGUAUCCUGAAGGCUCCGUUCACAGAUCAGGGUGAUGGUCCGAUGCUGAAGUUGGAGGAUUUGGGCGACCAGCGCUAUGCACACUUUAAAUACAUGUUAAGACUGUGCUACAGGGUGCUACGCCACUCCCAGCAGGACUACCGCAAAAACCAGGAAUACAUAGCCAAGAAGUUCUCAAUCAUGCAGUCUCAGAUUGGGUACGAGAUCCUGGCUGAGGACACGAUCACUGCUCUGCUGCACAACAACCGUAAAUUGCUGGAGAAACACAUCACAGCCAGAGAGAUCGAGACCUUCGUCAGCUUGCUGAGGCGCAACAGAGAGCCCAGAUUCCUGGACUAUCUCUCUGAUCUCUGUGUGUCCAACAAGACUGCCAUUCCUGUCACACAGGAGCUUAUCUGUAAAUUUAUGCUGAACCCCACCAACGCAGAUAUCCUCAUCCAGACUAAAUUCAUCCCUAACACUGAGACCACCCUGGAGUCCUCUCUGCUGCAGGAGGAGGUGGAGGAGGAGGAGGUUUGGCUCUACUGGAUUGACAGCCACAAGGAGCCUCAUGGCAAAUCCAUUCGGCACCUGGCCCAGGAUGCUAAGGGCAACCACAAGAUGGAUGUAGACAUUAUCACUUACUACAGGUACCAGCUCAACUUGUUCGCCAAAAUGUGUCUGGACCGUCAGUACCUCGCCAUCAACCAGAUUUCCUGUCAGCUUCCUGUGGAUCUGAUCCUGCGCUGCAUGUUUGACGACUGCCUGCCCUAUAACCUCAGAGCGUCCUUCUGCCGCCUCAUGCUGCACAUGCAUGUGGACCGGGACCCUCAGGAGGCAGUGGUGCCCGUUCGCUAUGCCCGCCUCUGGACCGAGAUCCCCUCCAAGAUCACCAUCCAUGAGUUUGAGUACGAAUCCACGGACACCUCAAGAGACGAGAUGAAGAGGAAAUUUGCUGAGACCAUGCAGUUUGUGGAAGAAUACCUUAAAGAUGUGGUCAACCAGCCUUAUCCUUUUGGGGACAAAGACAAGAAUGAACUCACACUGGAGGUGGUGAAUCUGGCUCGGAACCUGGUGUACUUUGGUUUCUACAGUUUUAGUGAGCUACUGCGUCUCACACGCACUCUGCUGGCCAUCCUGGAUAUUGUCCAGCACCCACUCACCUUCAUGAACAAGCUCAACAAGAGUCCUGAGGCUGGCAACAAUGUCCUUCGUACGAUCCACGGUGUUGGGGAAAUGAUGACUCAGAUGGUGAUGAGUCGUGGUGUCCCUCACAGCCUCCCUGACACGCCGCCCUCCCUGCGCUAUGGGAAAGGACACUUCUUGCCAGAUAAUGAGGACGUCAUGGUGAUGGACACCAAGCUGAAGAUCAUUGAAAUCCUGCAGUUUAUCUUGAGUGUGAGGCUGGAUUAUAGGAUCACAUACUUGCUGUCCAUCUACAAGAAAGAGUUUGGGGAGAAGAGCAUCGCUGAGAGCUCUGCCUCUUUGUCUGACAUGCUCCCAUUCAUACCUUCUGAACCUGACAUUGAUGAGAUUGCAACAAACGCAGAGAGCAUGUUUGCGGGGAGUUCAGAGUUAAGUGCGGUGGAGCUGGACGACGAGGGUGGACGGACUUUUUUGAGGGUUCUGAUCCAUCUCAUCAUGCAAGAUUACCCCCCACUUGUGUCUGGCUCGCUGCAGCUCAUCUUCAAGCACUUCAGCCAGAGAGCCGAGGUGCUGCAGGCCUUCAAACAGGUCCAGCUGCUGGUGUCGGAGCAGGAUGUAGAGAACUACAAACAGAUCAAAACAGACCUGGACCAGCUGCGUCUGACUGUGGAGAAGUCAGAGUUGUGGGUGGAGAAGAGUGGAGUGUACAGCGGGGAGGACCUCGGAGUUAGACAGGGCAAAGAGCAGAACAUCGAGGUGGUGUACCAUCACUUCAUGGAGGUUGUCCUGAGCCCUGUGCAGGAUGGAGAUAUAAAACCCCAAAUAGACAGCAACAAAGCAAACAAUUACAACAUCGUCAAAGAAAUCCUGCUGCGGCUCAGUAAGCUGUGUUACCCCAGUAAGAAGAGUCGAGUGCAGCAGCAGAGGCUGCUGAAGAACAUGGGGGCUCACACUGUGGUGCUGGACUUGCUACAGAUCCCCUAUGAGCAGAGUGAUGAGAAGAUGAAUGAGAUCAUGACCCUGGCACACACAUUUCUGCAGAAUUUCUGCAGAGGAAACCCUCAGAAUCAAGUUCUUCUGCAUAAAAACCUGAACCUCUUCCUCACUCCAGGGACUGCCUCCUGUUUUUACCAGCUGCUGGAAGCAGAGACAAUGCGCCACAUCUUCAUGAACAACUACCAGCUGUGCAAUGAGAUCAGCGACCGAGUUGUCCAUCAUUUUGUCCACUGCAUUGAGACACACGGAAGACACGUACUGUACCUCAAGUUCCUGCAAACCAUUGUUAAGGCUGAUGGGAAGUAUGUGAAGAAAUGUCAGGACAAAGUAAUGACGGAGUUAGUAAACGGAGGCGAGGAUGUGCUGGUGUUCUACAACGACCGCUCCUCGUUCCCAGUGCUGCUGCAGAUGAUGGGCUCUGAGCGAGAGCGGACAGACGAAGACGGAGCUCUGGCCUACCACAACACGCUGGUGGAGCUGCUGGCAGCCUGCACGGAGGGCAAGAACGUCUACACUGAGCUUAAAUGCAACUCUCUGCUCCCCCUGGAUGACAUCGUCAAAGUUGUUACUGAUGUCCACUGUAUACCAGAGGUGAAGACUGCUUAUGUAAACUUUGUGAAUCAUUGCUACGUGGACACAGAGGUAGAAAUGAAGGAGAUCUACACCUCCAACCAUAUCUGGAAGCUCUUUGACAACUUCCUGGUGGACAUGUCCAGUGUGUGCAACACUACCACAGACCGUAACCAUGCAGAUCUGGCCCUUGAGAAGUAUGUGACGGAGACGGUGAUGGCUAUUGUCAAAGGUUUCUUCAGUUCGCCUUUCUCCGUCAACCACUCCAACCUGCAGACAAAUCAGUCUGUCUUCAUCAAGCUGCUCCAGUCCUCCUUCAGGAUCUACAACUGCACGUGGAUCACCUCAGCUCAGAAGGCUAAUAUUGAGAGCUGUAUCAAAACACUGGCUGACGUUGCUAAGGCACGGGCCAUAGCCAUCCCAGUGGAUCUGGACAGCCAGGUCAACACUUUGUCUCUCAAGGUCCACAGCAACAUGGUGCAGAGAGCUGCCAAGGACUGGAGAAUCUCUGCACGUACACGGCCCAGGAAGGAGCCCCUGGGCGGCCCAGACUACAAGAACAUCAUUGAGAAGCUGCAGGGUGUCGUGUCCCUCCUGGAAGAACAGUUCAGCCCGAAGGUUCAGGGAGAGUUUUCUGUGCUGGUGGAUGUUCUCCACAGCCCCGAGCUGCUGUUUCCAGAGGCUGCUCGCUUACGCUGUGAGAGCGGAGCCUUUAUGUCCAAACUGAUCAAACACACCAAGAAGCUAAUGGACAAAGAGGAGAAGCUGUGUAUCAAGAUCCUGCAGACUCUGCGAGAGAUGCUGGACAAGAAGAAUUGCUUCGAGGAGUAUGGAAAGGAGUUGAGAAAGAUUCUCCUCACACGCUACUUUGGAAAUCAAAAGCUUCUUUCCAAGUCAGAGCUGGGGAGUGGAAACAGCUCAUCUGGCGGCUUUGUCAAGCCGUCAUCUGGAGGAGGUUCUCCCAUGCUGGACUCUGACAAGCCCGGCAGCAGUAUGAUGGAGAUCCAGUGUCUCUUGGACAAUGUCGGAACAUCAGAGCUGGUGAUCGACCUCAUUGUCAACACCAAGAAUGACCGAGUGUUUGAGGAGAGCAUUCUGCUGGGAAUCGCCCUUCUGCAGGGGGGAAACACACAGAUACAGAACUCCUUCUAUAGUCAGCUCUACAAGCAGAAGAAGUCAGAGAGGUUCUUCAAGGUUUUCUAUGACCGCAUGCGUCUGGCACAGCAGGAAAUCCGAGCCACUGUGUCUGUCAACAUGUUUGAACUCAGCUGCAGAAAAAGGGACGAUGACUGUGACGUCAGCGGCAUCAGGUUCAAGAAAGGCAAAGACUCAGGCCUUCACAUGAGGGAGGACAUGCGCGGGCAGCUGAAGGAGGCCUCCUCAGUGACCUCAAAGGCCUUCUGUGCCUUCAGAAAGGAGCUGGAUCCUGACCUGGAAGGCCUGGGCCAAAACAGUGAGAUAAUCGGUGCAGAAGACGCUUUGGAGGAGACUCAGAUGAGCCCCUCCAUUACCAUCAUGAAACCCAUCUUGCGCUACAUGCAGCUGCUCUGUGAGAACCACAACUCAGACCUGCAGAACUUUCUACGCAACCAAAACAACAAGACAAACUACAAUCUGGUGUGCGAGACUCUUCAGUUCUUGGACUGUAUCUGUGGAAGUACAACUGGAGGUCUCGGGCUGCUCGGCCUUUAUAUCAAUGAGAGUAAUGUAGACCUUGUACGCCAAACCCUGGAGACCAUCACAGAGUACUGCCAGGGACCCUGCCAUGAAAACCAGACCUGUAUAGCCAAGCACGAGUCAAACGGCAUCGACAUUAUUAUAGCGCUGAUUGUGAACUCCAUCAACCCCUUGGAGAAGCACCGGCUGGAUCUGGUGCUGCAGCUCAAGAACAAUGCCUCCAAGCUCCUUUUGGCUAUUAUGGAGAGCCGCCAUGACAGUGAGAACGCAGAGAAGAUACUCUACAAGAUGAGACCGACUGAACUGGUGGAUGUGAUGAAGGAAGCGUACGCUCAGGGUCUGGAGAGCGAAGAGGAUGAGGACAGCGCCGGAGACCUGAUCAAACCCAGAGACGUCGGACACAACAUUUACAUCCUGGCCCAUCAGCUAGCACGGCACAACAAGGUCCUGCAGCAGAGCCUAAGACCAGGGUCGGUGUUGGGAGCAGCGUCAGCAGUUGAUCCUGACAAUGAGAAGGAUGAUGCCCUACAUCACUUUGCCAAUCACACAGCUCAAAUAGAGAUUGUGCGUCACGAUCGCACCAUGGAGCAGAUCGUGUUCCCAGUUCCUAACAUCUGCGAAUAUCUCACUGAGGAGUCCAAGGUGCGAGUGUUCACCACCACAGAGAGAGAUGACCAGGGCAGCAAGGUUAACGACUUCUUCCAGCAGUUUGACAACCUCUACAACGAGAUGAGGUGGCAGAAGAAGAUCCGCAAGAAUAAGGCACUGUUCUGGUUCUCGAGACACAUCUCUCUGUGGGGGAGCAUCUCCUUCUACCUGGCCUGUUUGGUCAACAUUGCUGUGGCUGUGUUCUACCCCUUUGGGGAUGACGGAGAUGAAGGCACCUUGUCCCCAUUCUGGAAUAUCUUACUCUGGGUGGCAUUGGGGGUGUUUACCUCGUUACUUCCUGUCUUACCCAAGCCCUUGGGCAUCCUGUUCUUCCUGGUCUCCCUCAUUCUACGUGCUAUCUACACCAUGGGCCUCGCUCCUGCCCUGCUGUUGCUGGGAACUGUCAAUCUGUUCAACAAGUUGGUCUUUCUUGUAAGUUUUGUGGGCAACCAGGGGACGUUCACUCGAGGCUACAAAGCAGUUGUUAUGGACAUGCUCUUCAUCUACCAUUUAGGCUACGCCAUCAUCUGCGUUCUGGGGCUCUUUGUGCACGAGUUCUUCUACAGCUUUUUGUUGUUCGACUUGGUGAUCCGUGAGGAGACCCUGCUCAACGUCAUAAAGAGUGUUACUCGGAAUGGCCGCUCUAUUAUUCUGACUGCUGUACUGGCCAUUUUCCUCGUCUACUUCUUCUCCAUCAUUGGCUUCCUGUUUUUUAAGGUCGACUUCCGCAUGGAAGUGGACCGCCUUCCUGCUCCAGGAAAAGAGGAGUUAUUGAGUGGCAAAGGACUUUCUCCCACAUGUGUGAAAGAAAGCUGCCCUAUAACAACACCUGAUGAAGACGAUGGAAUCGAGCGUGUGUGCGACACUCUGCUCAUGUGUAUCAUAACGGUAUUAAACCAGGGGCUCCGUAAUGGAGGAGGAGUGGGAGACAUUCUCAGGAGACCCUCUAAGCAGGAGCCUCUGUUUGCAGCCCGAGUGGUGUACGACCUUCUCUUCUUCUUUGUCGUCAUCAUCAUUGUUCUUAACCUCAUCUUCGGUGUCAUCAUCGACACUUUUGCUGACUUAAGGAGUGAGAAGCAGAGGAAAGAGGAGAUCCUGAAAACCACCUGUUUCAUCUGUGGGCUGGAAAGGGACAAGUUUGACAACAAGACGGUGUCCUUCGAGGAGCAUAUUAAAUCUGAACACAACAUGUGGCACUACCUUUACUUCUUGGUUCUGGUGAGAGUGAAGGAUCCAACAGAGUACACCGGUCCUGAGAGCUACGUGGCCCAGAUGAUUGCGGAGAAGAACUUGGAGUGGUUCCCCCGAAUGAGAGCCAUGUCUCUGGUGAGCAGUGAGGGAGACAACGAGCAGAAUGAGAUGCGCUCCCUGCAGGAGAAGCUGGACAGCACCGUCACUCUGGUGGCACAGCUGUCAGGCCAGCUGUUUGAGCUCAAGGAACAGAUGACAGAACAGAGGAAGAACAAGCAGAGGCUUGGAUUUCUGGGUCCUCCUCAAUCUAACCAUCACAUCCCGACCCACUGAGGGGCUCCAGGUUCAAACAGAACACAGAGAUUGGACCUUUGACUGCAGCACUGGGUUAGAAACCAGAUGAAAGAUGCAGACACACAAACUUCUGCCUUAAGAACAAUACAUGUACUACAAGUACAUUAACAUUUACUGGAAGAGGCCAGCAACUAUGGACACAUUGUUGUUGACAUGGUGCCUUUUCUUUGACACAAUCACUGCCUUAUGGGAUAGAAACGGUGCCUCAUUUGCCACUGGGAGUGCUUUACUGGCCGUUUAACCACACCCCACACAGAGGCACAGCACGGCACACAUCAGCCAGUGUAGUGUUUGAGCGCCAGACAGAGGUCGAGGGUUGUUGGGGAAAGGUUAAUGGUUAAGUGCUGUCAAGUCUGCGGACGUCCAUGUUUCAGCCGUCUCUCCUCGGCUGUCUCAACCCUGAUGUGUCAGAGAGAGAGAGAGAGAGAGCUGACUGGCCGCACAGUCAGUGAUUGGCGCUGAACAGAGAAGUCUGGGGUUUCUUGCAUGACUGAUUGGCCUGCCGGGUGAAAGUCUGAGAGAACAUCAAGUAUUCGCCCCUUCACGUUUUAAAUUUCUGACGGUAUAUCUGAGAGAACUUGCAGUUCAUAACUGGAGUAUUAUUUUUAUAUUCUAUUAAAGGAAUCAUGCUGCCUCCUUGUUAACUUUUAUAAACAGUACAAUCGCUAAAAGUGCACUUUUUGAAUAAAAGGUUAGUAAUGAAAGCCUGUAACUGGAAACAGUGGUUAGAUUUGGGUAUUAUUUUUGUUGUGCUUCUAAAUGCAUUUACUGCGCCAUUUCAGUUGCCUUUUUACAGAUUUCUACAGAGUAUAUAAAUAACAUAAAUGUGAUUAAAGUGAUGAUUAUUUGUGCAGAACUUACUUGAAAUUCCUUUCAAAUCUAAUCUUAUAUUGGUACAUAAUGUGAAGAUGGUAAGCUUACAGUUCUUUGUUACAAAUCAUGUCAUACUGUAAUGUAUCCACUACCAUCUUCUUCUUCUACUAUCUUUUUUUAUGUGUAAAUCAUCUCAUUUGUCUCUUUUGGACUGUAAUUGAUUAAGUGUAAACGUGUGUUUUAAACUUGCACAAACUCAUUGCAGAUUAUCAGUGCAUGGACUGGAUGCUGUCCUGCAUGACACUUUGUGUUUAACUGUAUAGAAAAAUAUGUUUUAUGUGGUCAGGUGUUGUAAUAAAUUUGUAACAAGAGUCAAUAGCA